Molecule: messenger RNA, 1752 nt
Organism: Talaromyces marneffei
Lineage: Eukaryota; Fungi; Ascomycota; Eurotiomycetes; Eurotiales; Trichocomaceae
Exons: 1
Coding region: 1-1752 (583 amino acids)
Molecular function (GO): protein binding
Source: RefSeq, a predicted model, not a curated record
AUGCAUCCCGGAAACCCUUUCCUUUCGACAUACAAGAAGUCACCCCUGACACUCGAUCGUUUGCUGGAAGGACGGCCUAUUGCCGCGCAGAAUAGUAGUCUUCUGAAUCUCCCAGUUGAAAUCCUGUCUGAGAUCGUCAAAUAUAUUGAGACGGACAAGUCAUCAUUGGCCUCUCUUGCGCUCGUCAACUCGGAUUGCCGUCAAUUGGCACGAUCCUGCCAAUUUCGCGAUGUCCUAAUUGAUUUUAGCCCUCGUUCAUCAUAUAUUCUUGGGGUCCUCAUCCGCGAAGCUACCGAGCGAAUGAGGACCAAGGACCGCCUUACUCGGCGGCCAGCACUGGGCGCCUGUGUUCGCUACAUGACAACGAAUUUAACCCACUACUGGAAGGAGCGUAAAGCUAUGAGACCCAAGAUUUCAGAGGGUGAAGCCUCAACUGAUAGGGCUGCUUUCCAGCAGUGGAUGGAACUCUCCGGAAAUGUGUCAACAAGAAUUGACCAUGUCUAUGAUCCUUCAUUACUUCUAGUUAUCACUACAUUACCGCAUCUGGAAAUUCUAGAUUGGGACAAAGUUGCCGAUAUCAAUCCCUACUUUCUGGACAGUCUGGGGGCUUCCACAGUCAAGCAUUUGAAGUUUGAAGGCAACCUUGACUCUGACAACAUGGCUAUGCAGUUAGAAGAUGGGGCGUCGUGGCCGCUACUGAGUCUCGAUAUUCAUGUCAAGUGGGAUUUCGGAUAUCGUUGGGAGCGCGAGACAGUUGACGCGUCUCCUUUCUGGAACGGUCUGUUUCAAGCAUGCUGCUCCACACUCCGUAUCCUGAAAUGCACUCAUAUACAGAUUCAUAGGCGCGAAGAUAAGGCGAUCUCUUUUAAUGCUCACUUUCCCCAUCUUCAGUUUCUAUUUAUUCAGUACGAUAUGCCGAUAAGUCAACCAUCGUUGAUAAGCCUCCUGCAAAGCCCACGACUGUCUACCUUGGUCAUCAACAUCGGAGAUUCGAUCACAGUAAAUGCCAUGGAUCAAGUUGGUUACCUCCGAUCACUUGAGACUCUCGUCUGGAAUGGGGUCAACCUCCCUGCCACGCUGUCUCUCCGAUCCCUUGAGCACAACAGUCAGUUGAAGAAAUUCGGCAUUCUUUGGAGCCAAUCACCCUCCCUCCUAGAGCGGAUUGUCCCAGCAUUGACAUCAUGUUACAAUCUCAAAACCCUUUCCUUGAUAUGGGAUGAGAAGAUCAUUUCGAGCGUCACGCUCAUGUCUCUCUCUCGUCUGUCCUCACUCGAAGAGCUACAUAUCAGUGCCGGGCACCAAACGGGGUGGAGACACAACUGGUUUGUUGACCAUAACGCCAUACGAAACAUACUGGCUCCAUUGCGCAAGUUGAAAAUAUUUCUCAUUUCACGAGAUUCAUAUCAAAUCAACAAACAAUUACCAAACGCGGAAGAGAACUCAUACUACGACUACCGAGUACCGAGUGGGGAUGAUUAUAUCGAGUUUAUGGAGCAGCAGCAAUCAGCAGAUGAUGGCCAGGUGAUUGACUCCCUGCACGAUGUGUGGGAGAAGUUGCAUUUGCGGCGUAUGACGCAACAGGCCGAGAAGUACGCGGCUGUCUUUCUAGAGCUGCAGUGGAUCUAUAUCGGGCAGCUUGUAUUCACGUUUCGGCAGUGCCCCGAUGGGCAACAAGUCACUGUAUCAUCUUCUGCCGACAGAAAGCCAGAUUUUCCAAUCUAUGAAACUUUGUUUGGCGUCUGGUCUAAGUAA